UUAUGACGCAAAAAGAAAAUUUUACAGUGGUGAUUAUAAAUGAAACAAAGACGAGAUCACAUGACAAUAAAUACGAUACUUUCGUUGAUAGUUUGAUUUAUGUAUUCACUCGAAGUGAGAAAGAAUUAAAAUGUGGGUAUGCUUAAAUUGUCACGAGUUUAACAGUCCGGAGAAUGAAAAUUGUUUAGCAUGCCAUACAGCUCGACCACAAUCAAGAACAGGAAGCGCAAAAGGUCGAAGAGAAAACAAAGUUAGCAGCCUCUUUCUCGAUGGUAUUAAAAGGUCUGUUGAUAAGACUGCAGUUGUUCGAACAAGACGACCAGCUAGCGAAGGAACUUUGGAACAACGACAACAAACUGAUGACGUUGAGAAAGUAACAGAACAUCUUGUUCAACAAUUUAAACAUUUGCUUUCAAGUGCACCAAAUGAGCAGAAAUUUACAAGACAUGACUUGGAUAUGUUGCAGAUGACAAGUCAUAUGUUGGUGGCUGCUGUGGACUUUGGUACAACUUAUAGCGGUUAUGCUUUUUCCUUUCGCCAUGAAUUCAAAGACGACCCUCUCAAGAUACAUGCUAACCAAGCCUGGAAUGCUGGAGGUCGAUCUCUUUUAUCUUUAAAAACACCAACAUGUCUGUUACUGAACAAAAACAAAGAAUUUGUGGCGUUUGGCUAUGAUGCAGAGAAUAUGUUUUCUGACAUUGUAAUGGAAGGUGAACAGAACAAUUACUACUAUUUCCACAGAUUCAAAAUGAAACUACAUAAUAAUAAGCAUAUCACAAAUGAAAUGGUUUUAAAAGACAUUUCUGGCAAACAAGUUCUAGCGCUUGAUGUAUUUUCAUUGGCAAUCAAAGCAUUAGUUAAGCAUUUGCUAGAUCUUCUGGAAAAUAGGGGGACUAAUGUAGAGAUGAAAGAUAUACUAUGGGUAUUGACAGUUCCUGCUAUCUGGUCGGAUGCUGCAAAACGGUUUAUGAGGAAUAGUGCUGAAAAGGCAGGAAUUCCAGAAAAUAAUUUGAAAAUUGCGCUUGAACCUGAGGCAGCAUCUAUUCAUUCUCAGUAUCUUCCAACAAAGAAACUAAUUGGAGCUGAAAAACAAGGAUUUACAAUGACAGAGCCUGGAACAAAAUAUAUGGUUGUUGAUCUCGGUGGUGGGACCGCAGAUAUUACUGUGCACAAGAAGCUGUCAAACGGAGGACUAGAAGAACUGAAACAUGCCACUGGUAAUGACUGUGGAGGAACUUCCGUGGAUGGUCAUUUCUUUCAAGUACUUACCCAAAUUGUCGGUGGUCCCCUUAUUAAGAUUUUUGAAGAAGAAGAUCCAGAGGGUUAUUUAGAUCUCUUUCGAGAAUUUGAGGUGGUAAAAAGAACAAUACACCCGAGCAAAACAGGAAAGGUAAACUUCUCGAUUCCAUUUGUGUCACUUAAUGAAAAGUGUAAAACUCACCUAGGUGAAACCCUACCCGAAGUCUUUCUUGCAUCUCCAUUUAAAGAUGAUAUUUCAUUUCGAGGCGAUAAAAUGAGGAUUGAUGUUGAACUGAUGAAGAACAUUUUUAAGCCAUCAAUUGACAAUAUAACAUCCCUCAUACAAUCAGUAUUAGACAGCGAUGCCUUGAUAGAUGUAUCGCAGAUUCUUCUUGUUGGUGGGUUUUCAGAAUGUUUACUUAUACAAGACGCAAUAAAAACGAAAUUUCCAAAUAAAAAGGUAAUAAUACCAGAAGAGGCAGGGUUAUCUGUUCUUAAAGGAGCAGUGCUAUUCGGACAUAGACCAUUCUAUAUUGAGUCACGAAAAAUGAAAUACACCUAUGGCAUAGAAUUGAAGGAUCAUUUUGAUUCAUCUGAACAUGAUAGAAAACGAUUAGUUUUUGUAGAUGGAAUCGAAUAUUGUGAUAAGAUAUUUGAAAAACUUGUUACAAUAAAUGAAACUGUUCCUGUGGGGUCGACAAUUAACCGGUCAUACAGCGCUACUGGGACAACAACCGAAACGGACGAAUUUUCAUUCUUUAUAUCAACAGAUGAGGAUCCGCAAUAUACCGAUGAAGAUAGUUGUUCUCAUCUCGGGACAUUAUCCAUCCCCCUUUCCGAUCCAUGUGAAGGUGGACGACCAAUAACUGCUAUGUUCUAUUUUGGGGGAACAGAAAUAGCUCUAACUGCUACAGAGGUGAAUUCUGGGAUUCAAUAUGAAGCCAAUUUCAAUUUGAUUUGAAAAAAGAAAAUAACAGUGAUGUUUACAAAAAUAUAUACUUUAGAUAAAGUAUUGAAUAAUGAUCACAGAAGUGUCUGAAAUGUUUUACUAUUAAAAUCUAUAUAACAUUC
Molecule: messenger RNA, 2310 nt
Organism: Mytilus californianus (California mussel)
Lineage: Eukaryota; Metazoa; Mollusca; Bivalvia; Mytilida; Mytilidae
Product: heat shock 70 kDa protein 12A-like
Exons: 6
Coding region: 131-2200 (689 amino acids)
Molecular function (GO): ATP binding; ATP-dependent protein folding chaperone
Source: RefSeq, a predicted model, not a curated record